Messenger RNA from Dermatophagoides pteronyssinus (European house dust mite), 959 nucleotides. RefSeq lists its product as uncharacterized. NCBI's taxonomy places the organism in Eukaryota, Metazoa, Arthropoda, Arachnida, Sarcoptiformes, Pyroglyphidae. The record is from RefSeq and is a predicted model, not a curated record.
CAACGAAAUAACGAUAUUGAAAAUAAAAUUUUAUAAAUAAAAUUUCAUUCGAGACGAAUCGAUUUCCAAUUGUUUUCAAAUAUUUUACUUUUCGAAUUGAUUAAUUUCAACUUUUAUAGCUUGAAUCAUGUAUUUUCUUAAAAUUUCGCUUCUUAUUGUAAUGAUUGUCAUGAUCAACGUUGUCGUUGGAUCUAAUGAUAAUAAUGAUAAACCAUCGGAAUCGAUUAUAAAUCCAUUUUUAAACGAUGAUAUGAUUGAACCAGUUGAAGAAUUAAAUAUUGAAGAACCAUAUUUAUGGCAAAUGGCAGCAUUUGCAGCAAGACAAAUGUCGGAUAAACGUAUCAAAUAUAAGCUAAUGGAAUUGACUUCGGCCGAGAAAAUCGAUACCAUUUAUCGUCUUCGUGUUACAUUGAAAAAAAUCUUUAACACCGAUUAUGAUGCUAAAAAUAAUGUUUUAUACUGUACAGUUGAAGUGAAUAAUGAUGGUCAACAAUUGGAAAUGGAAAAUUUUGGCUGCACAAUUCCGGCAAUGAUUCGUGUUCGUGAUCGUAAUAUGGAAAAAUCUGAUUCAUCCAAUUCUAAUUCAGUGGAUAAAAUACAAACAAAUGAAUAUGAUGCCAAACAACAACAACAACCAUCAAAAUAUCAACCCAUUAAUAAUGUUAUUCCCAAUGAAAAAACUAUCGAUCCAAUUGAAUUUAGAAAGGAAAAAUUACAACAAACAUUUUCAUCACCAUUUCUUUAUCGACAGCCAACAAUUUUUACCCGACCACAAAUGUUUAGCUAUUAUCAGCCACGAUCAACAUAUACCUAUCAAGAGGUUCGACCAAAUUAUCGUUUCUAUUAUUAGAUUAAAUUAUUCAUUCAUUCACAAUUAAUAUGAUGAAAAUUGUGAUUGAAACAAGAAUGAAUUAAUCAACUUCAAUUACAGAGAAAAAAUUACUUAUGCAACACGCUGA